Molecule: messenger RNA, 987 nt
Organism: Cucurbita maxima (winter squash)
Lineage: Eukaryota; Viridiplantae; Streptophyta; Magnoliopsida; Cucurbitales; Cucurbitaceae
Exons: 1
Coding region: 1-987 (328 amino acids)
Source: RefSeq, a predicted model, not a curated record
AUGGAGGAACCAAGGAAGCUCGUCAGAAGAUCGAUUUACAGUUUCCUUCAGAAUUAUCAGUACUUCACCUCAAUUGUAGCUGUUCUGGCAUUUCCAUAUGCCAUCUCUGUUCUUCUUUCACAAGCUCUUCUUCUUUCUUCUUCUUCUCUUCUUCCAUUUACUUUUGAUCACUUGAGGACUCUAUUUGGUGCGGCUGGAUUCCCCACUUCUUCAAAAUUCUUCUCCAUUCUCAUUCAAAAGCUCUCUCAAACCAUCGUUUCCUCCAUCUAUUCUCUGCCCUUUUCUCUCACUUUCCUUUUGAUCUCAAAAGCCUGUGUAAUUCAAGCUCUCAAUCAGCAGAAACCCAAUUCGGUGCCUUCAUUUUCAUCCAUUAUACCCCUUUUUAAUCCCCUCCUUCUGACCCAUGUCUGCAAUGUAUGCGUUUACGUCUCUGCAAACGCUACCGUGUUUUGUAUGCUAUUUUUCGCCUUCAAUUGCCUCGAGGGAUUUGGGUAUUUUUCUCCCAAUUGCCUCCUGUUGGUGUCAGUUUUUGGGGCUUUUCUGUAUUCAGUAGCAAUUGCCAAAGCCAUCACAAUAUGCAAUUUGGCAUGGGUUUUGUCCGGCAUGGAGAGGAAUGGGGGAUUCAUGGCGAUUCUUAAGGCUUGUGUUUUGAUUCAGGGGAGAAGCGCCACGGCGCUAUUGGUGGCGCUGCCUUUCAAUCUGGGAAUGGCGGCCACUGAAGCUCUAUUCCAGUACAGAAUAGUACGAGAUUAUCAUUCCAGGGGGAGAUUGGGGCCUUCCAUGGUGCUGGAAGGAAUGUUUGUUGCCUAUUUGUACUCGGUUUUUGUUGUCCUGGACGCCAUUGUUAACACCAUGUUCUUCAAAAGUUGCAGAGUGGGUUCUCUGAUGGGUCUGGAAAUCAAGAGCUCUUUUUGCCUUUGGAUGGGUGUUGCUGAGAAGGACAAUGAAGGUCGCCCGCAUUUGAAGGGUUUUGAAGAACUUCCAUGA